This is a messenger RNA of Tetranychus urticae (two-spotted spider mite), 633 nucleotides long. RefSeq lists its product as uncharacterized. Lineage: Eukaryota; Metazoa; Arthropoda; Arachnida; Trombidiformes; Tetranychidae. The record is from RefSeq and is a predicted model, not a curated record.
UAAAAGCCAUGGCAUUUUCACUUCACAUGUACCGAAAAACAAAUAAACAAAUCUAGAAAUCUUUGAGCUUUAAAUUUACUUCUGUAUUUUUAGUUAGUAUAAUUAAUUUAAUCCUUUGAUUUAAUAUUUUUAAUUUUAUACACAUGUCUAAAUCGCUUGCCAAGAACGCUUUAGCAAUAAUCGAUUCAGAUGAUGAUGAUGUUCAAUCAACUUCAAAAGGAUCAGGAGAACAUAUUUCAACUAAUAAAUAUGGAUUAAAAAAGGAACAAGCCAGGCUGAAGAAGAGAGCUUCAAAGAAAAAAGGAAAGGUUAUUUGUGAUGGUAUAACCAGUAAAAAAUCAACUUUGGAGCGAUUUAGAAAUGAUCAAAAAAGUAAUAAGGUUAAAAAAAAUCUCAAAAAAUUGGAAAAACUAAAGUCUGUUAAGGUUGACAAAAAUAUUACACGAAAGGUGCUUGAAGGAUUAGAUGCUAUGAAAAGAAAACAAACUCAAGAAGAACCCCAAGAUGAUAAAGAUGAACCAUUCUUCACAGAAGACGAUUUCCAAUACUACGUGAGGAGCAUAAUAUGAUUCUUAAAUAUUUAUAGAUGUAAUUAAAUUUCUUAUUAAAAAUUCUGUUAAGAAAAAACUACAA